Argentina anserina (silverweed cinquefoil) is the source of this 1124-nucleotide messenger RNA. RefSeq lists its product as uncharacterized. Gene Ontology annotation, cellular component: endomembrane system. Gene Ontology annotation, biological process: vacuolar proton-transporting V-type ATPase complex assembly. Bases 38 to 673 code for a protein of 211 amino acids. NCBI's taxonomy places the organism in Eukaryota, Viridiplantae, Streptophyta, Magnoliopsida, Rosales, Rosaceae. The record is from RefSeq and is a predicted model, not a curated record. The transcript is spliced from 5 exons.
AAUCAGAAAAACCAUUCAUUCCCGGAGAUCCCAAAAAAUGAAGGGCGACUCUCUGGCACCGGGACUGGUGAUAUCCACGACGGAGCCGAUCCUCUCCUUCCUCGCCUCGGCCUCCACCGACCCACACCUCUCCAAGGAGCUCCAACAAACCGCCGCCCAGCUCUCCUCCAAAUCCAACGUCCCCUACCGCGCCGUCCGCGCCCUCUGGGUCGCCUCCCACGCCUCCACCCGGCCCCACCUCCUCCACCUCUUCUCCGGCUCCGGCUUCGUCUUCACCAGCCCCCCUCCCCGAGAGAAGAGUGAGGAGUUGAAGGCGAGGCUGAAGAAGCUGGCGGAGAUGUCGGAGAGGAGUGCCUAUGCAGAGCUGGUGAAGGAUAUAACGCCUCGAAAAGACGACGCGGCGGAGCCUUUCUCGAGUUACAAGGAUCAAUUGGGCUUUGGUUUACACGUAGUGGUGACCAUGUUUACCGGCUAUUUGGUUGGAUAUGCUGCAUUCAGAGCAUUGUUUAGCCACAGUCCUGUGAUGAAUGCUGCUGGAGGGAUUCUUGGAUUGGUCAUUGGCAUGCUCGUAGAAACACUUAUUUUCAUAAUUCAAGCUUCCCGCUAUGAUAUUAAAUCAACAUCAACUUCAACUUCAACUUCUUCUACAUCCAAGCUAAAGAAAAAUCAGUAGAUUUGGUCUUUACAGGUACUAUUGUGCAUAAAGAACUCAAGACUCCUAGUUUGCUCUAUGGGAAGCUUGUGAGUUCCCAUAGAUUCUUGUACUUCUAAAUAUUGAUUUUAGAGCUGAUUACCAGUUGCUAGACAUCAUGGGUGGUCAUUAGGAUUGAUUGAGUUUCGUUACGCCGUGUUGAAGGCAGAAGGGAAUCAUUUGGGGCCAAAUAUGAGGGUGAAUUUAUGUGUGUAUAUUUGGUGCAUGUUUUGUUCUAGUACAAAAGAACUGUGUAGCUUUCUUUCUUUUUUGGCCAGUAAUUCUUGUAUUCUGAAGAAAAAUAAACAUCCAGAUUUUGUUCAUAUUAUUCAGUAUGUAGUCAGUACCCCAUUAUUGGACACAAUGUGAUUAUUGUAUUCAGAGUAUGGCCUAUUUGGCUGUGCCUUUCUACCGUGAUACCAAUUACAUGUGG